AUGGCCGGGGUCCGUCAAAAUACUAGCAUUCCCAUCCCCGCCAUCAUUCGCUAUGAUGAGACCGAUAAGAACAUUAUCGGUCAUGAAUUCUCGCUGCUCGAAAAGGCUCCCGGGAAGAGUAUUGAUCAGAUUUACCAUACGCUGUCCGUAGAGGUCCGCACUAAAAUGGUCCACCAAAUGACGGACUAUCUGAUCGAGCUUCAUGCGCACCCCUGGGAUGGUUACGUCGGGGGAUUGACACCCACGAACGGAGAGGUCACUCCCGGCCCUCCAAUUGAUGAGAACUUUGGGCAAUUGCCCGAUCUAGAGAAGUAUUGGGCAGGAUCCGAGUCUUUGGAGUCCUUGAACCCGAUUCCAUCUCAAGGGUUCGCUGGCUUUGUCGCCUUCACCGUCGGGUGUCUCGAUCACUACAUCUACCUGUGCAUCCUUCUUGCGUGGUUUCAUCUUCUACGCCCUCUUCCGUCACCUGAAUGCAAAGGAAGACGACAUGAACGCCCUUGA
Messenger RNA from Penicillium digitatum Pd1, 501 nucleotides. RefSeq names its product Aminoglycoside phosphotransferase. The record is from RefSeq and is a predicted model, not a curated record. NCBI's taxonomy places the organism in Eukaryota, Fungi, Ascomycota, Eurotiomycetes, Eurotiales, Aspergillaceae.